AUGAUUAUUUUAAAUGCCCUUUUGGGCGUGGCCCUCCUCCCAAGUACGGCUUUCGGCAUAGGGUCCGUAUACUUCGGAUCCCGAGGAUCAUCUCCCUUGAUCCCUCCACAAGUCCCCUUAGCUGAGCGUCCUGCCCUUUCAGGCACACAUGAGUUUACGCUUCGCCACAUCUUCCGUCGCGGAGCACAUGAACAACCAGAUCUCCACCAGAGGCUCGACAUCAAACCGCAUACCCGCCUUCGUGCUGUUUCAGAAGAUGGCCUCGAGGAGGGACCUGUCAUCUUGGACUCCCCAUUAGUGGCUUCAUCGCGUCCUAUUAGCAUCGAGCGGCUUGCAGAUCGACGUCCUUCGAGUAUCGAGGCACAUUUGAGGGCAGCUAGGUCGUCUGGGUCAGCGGUCGUACUCUCUCCAACGGAAUGGGUUAUGGAUACGCUAGCUGGCCCCGAUGUUACACAUAAAGAAAGUGUUCUCACGUUUGCUAAGAUGACGGCGAAUGAUUAUAUUGAAGAACCAGGCACUGAGGAUUGGCAGGAUGUUCAUGGUCACUUCAAUUACUCAUCGAGUUUCGGCUGGAGAGGCGACGGACUGAGAGGUCAUAUCUAUGCUGACAAGACAAACCAUACUAUUGUUAUAUCUCUCAAGGGAACCUCCCCGGCUCUCUUCGAUGGUGCAGGUACGACUACUAAGGACAAAGAGAAUGAUAACCUGUUCUUUAGCUGCUGUUGCGGGCAGGGCGGCUCGUACCUCUGGCGACAAGUAUGUGAUUGCCAGACAUCAGCAUACAAAGCCAACUUGACUUGCAUAACUGAGGCCAUGAACGAUGAGAACCGGUACUACCGUGCGGCACUGGAUCUCUAUUCCAACGUUACCGAGCUUUAUCCAGAGGCGAAUGUUUGGCUGACAGGCCAUUCCCUGGGCGGUGCAAUGUCCAGUUUGGUUGGUUUGACGUAUGGAAUUCCUGUUGUCACAUUUGAAGCCGUCCCCGAGGCACUUCCUGCAGCCCGUCUGGGUCUCCCCAGUCCGCCAGGGUAUGAUCCCAGAUAUCCUCAGUCCAGGCGGUACACCGGGGCCUACCACUUCGGGCAUACUGCUGACCCCGUUUACAUGGGAACCUGUAAUGGCGUUAGCUCUGUAUGCACAUGGGGAGGCUACGCCAUGGAGUCAGCAUGUCAUACUGGUCAAAUGUGUGUCUACGACACCGUUGAAGAUAAAGGCUGGCGUGUCGGGAUCGGGACUCAUCGUAUAAAAGCUGUGAUAUCCGAUGUUAUCAAGGUAUAUGACAAGGUUCCAGACUGUGCCGCGGAAGAAGAGUGCUACGAUUGCGUGCUGUGGAAAUACUUCCGUAGUAAUGGCUCUGAAAUCACCACCACCAGCUCGACAACAUCCACGACGAGCUCUACCCCGAUAAGCACCUCAACCUGUAAGACUCCCGGAUGGUGGGGCUGUCUUGAUGAGAGCACAACUACGACAGCUACAACGACAUCGACGUCGACGUCCACAUCAACAUGUAAGACACCCGGUUGGUUCGGUUGCAAUGACCCGACCACUACAACGGACGCAACCGCCGCACCGUCGCCCACAACCACCGCACCUACUAUGACCUCGUCAACGUGCAAGACGCCCGGCUGGUUUGGCUGCAACGACCCCACCACUACUUCAAAAGUUCCCCAAACAGCACCCCCAACUCUGACUCACACAUGCCUCACGCCUGGGUAUCUCUGGGGCUGCUGGGACCCCGUAACAACCAGUAGUCACCCCAUGACCACGCCGCCCUGA
This is a messenger RNA of Aspergillus bombycis, 1776 nucleotides long. It is a transcript of the gene atg15, whose product is annotated as triglyceride lipase ATG15. Lineage: Eukaryota; Fungi; Ascomycota; Eurotiomycetes; Eurotiales; Aspergillaceae. Gene Ontology annotation, biological process: multivesicular body membrane disassembly; piecemeal microautophagy of the nucleus; macroautophagy. The record is from RefSeq and is a predicted model, not a curated record. The coding region runs from base 1 to 1776 and encodes 591 amino acids. Gene Ontology annotation, molecular function: glycerophospholipase activity. The transcript has 2 exons.